AUGGAACCUCAAGCUGCGUGGAAUUCAAUUAUAAUUUAAAAAAGUGAAGAAAGGAAAAUAAAAAAAAGGAGAACGCUAGCUAGCUAGCUACAGAUAUUAAUGUGUUUUAGGAGUGCGUCAUGAGUAAGAAUCACUGUGUCAAAAUUUUAAAACAAAUGGAAACAUUCUACCAAACCAGAUUUGCAGAAUGGAACCGAUUAUACGAAGACUUAAAACUUUCUAAUCGACAUUGCGCAGUGUUAAAUAAAUACUAUCCAUUUGAUACCGAGACGUUUCUUAACACUGAAAAUACUUCUCAAUUUCAUUUGAGAAGUACGGCUACAUCAAAACACGAAAUUAAAAUAAGAGAGGAUGAAUCAAUUGCCAAGUAUUUUCUCACUGAAGGUCAUAUUAUUUUACCUUCACUAGAAAGUUCUUCCAAACCAUAUUGGGUUCUUAAAAGUGAUGUUGAAAGUAACGAGGGGAUUCUCACUCUCCAAAGAAUUGUCAAAAACACGUGUGGUAGAAAACUUAACAAUGCGAGACUACUUUUUUCUGAUUUCUUUAAAUCUCCAUACGUUUUCAGCAAAAAUAAGAUUCUUCCGUAUUACCUUCUUGAUCUGUCCUCUCUGCUACCCGUACUUGGUUUGGAAAUUCAACCAGAUGACAGGGUGUUAGAUAUGUGCGCAGCGCCUGGUGGAAAAACAGUAGCUAUCAUGCAGUUUUUAUCUUUGAAAGGACAACUUGUAAGCAACGACGUCACAAAGGGAAGAUUUAACAGACUGAAAAAGGUGAUAAAGGAGUACCUACCUCUCCACAAUACACACAAAAGCAACGUGACAAUCACAAAUUGGGACGGUCAACAAUUUGGUACAGAGGAAGUACAAACGUUUGAUAAGGUUCUAGUCGAUGCGCCAUGUUCAUCAGAGAGACACGUGAUUCAAAAGCAUUUCCAGUAUGGAGGGUGGAGUGUAAAGAAAAUGAACGAGAAUGCAAAGCUCCAAGUUAAAUUGUUGUUGUCUGCUUUAAAAACAGUCAAGCCUGGAGGUAUAGUGGUUUAUUCAACUUGUUCGAUAUCACCUCUUGAAAACGACGAAGUCAUAAACAAGGUAGUACAAAUUACUUGUCAACAAAAAGACAUACUUUUUGCUGUCGAUGAUACGUGCUCUCUUAUUGACAGUACCAUAAACCAACUAGCGGAGGGAACGUUUAAUUAUUUAAAAACGCGCCAUGGAAUUUUAGUGUUACCUUCUGAAUGUUGUAACUGGGGGCCAAUGUAUGUGUCGCGAAUAUUUCGAAUCACUUGAUGCCUUAUUUGUUAUUAUUGUGUUAAAAGUAAUCAAAUAGCUUCCGUCGGAGAGAAAUUUCAGUGGGUAGAAAUUUUUGCGAAAUAACAUCUAAAAACGAAUUUUUUUUUGCCAUGCUGCCUAUCCUGAAACCCUAGAUUCUUUAUAUAUGAAAUUAUAUAUGUAACAGCUAUUUUGAGCGUGUGUUGGUGCGAAUCACUUAUCUAGAUAAACGAAACAAGACUAUAUUUUCUGCAUGAUUGAUAUUAUUUCACCGUAAAAAGACAACGAUACAAAAUUUAACAUCAGUUUUAGAAAUAUCAACUUCACUUUGCCGGAUUUGAAACGGACUCCAGCAAUGUUUCUUAGCCUGCAUGGUGCUGUUGAUUUUGUCAUCAUUUUAAAAAAUGUUCACUAACUGAAUUGACAUGCUUCUCUGCUGCGUUUUUUUUUCGUUUUCUUCUUUUAUUUCGAGUUCGAUCGGUCAUAUCCAAAUGCAUCACAUCCUUCAUCCAACAAUCCGAUAGAUGACUCGCGCAUUAGGUGCAAAAAUCUUUGAAGCUCUUGCUUCUGAAAGACCUUAUUAAAAGAAGAAGUAUUAACUUGGUGAUGUAGAAGGGGAGGAGUUUAUUUGGUGAACAAGAGAGGUGACAAAGGUUACAAAUAAUCAUCUUACAUCUUUAUACUUACAUAAACUUUCUUUGAGUCUGCUCUUUGGUAGAAAUGGCAUUGGUGUACCAGCCUCUUUUUUCAAAGGAGAUGCAGAACGAUACCCUGGGCUUGCACUUUGUUCAAGGAUUUGUAAAGCUUUAUUUAUAUGUUAAGAAAAUACCAUGUUUUCUGCUUACAAUUUAAAACAUGUAUAUAUUUCUUUAGUAACAGGAAUACAUUUAUGAACUCUUUGGUA
Molecule: messenger RNA, 2172 nt
Organism: Hydractinia symbiolongicarpus
Lineage: Eukaryota; Metazoa; Cnidaria; Hydrozoa; Anthoathecata; Hydractiniidae
Product: 5-methylcytosine rRNA methyltransferase NSUN4-like
Exons: 5
Coding region: 120-1286 (388 amino acids)
Biological process (GO): rRNA methylation
Cellular component (GO): mitochondrial large ribosomal subunit
Molecular function (GO): methyltransferase activity
Source: RefSeq, a predicted model, not a curated record